GAUAGUGCGUGACAAAUUCGCAAAUCGCUUCAAAUAUUGACCGCCCGGCGCCCACUUCUCAGUACUCAGAAACCUUCAUUAAUUAAAGAAGGCGGUCCUUCAACUGGCGCAAAAUGUUAUUACUUUUGCGCCGGUUCCGGUCUCAGCCUCCUUACCUUCUUCCUCGUUGAGCCGAGACAUCACCAACGGGCAACGGCGCACUUUAGUCGCCGCAUCCGAAACCGAGACACGAACAAAUCGCCUGUCGCUUUUACGAAUGGGCAGUAUGGUGACAAGAACGCGUCCCGAUUAUCAUACUUGGUUCGUGUGCUAAAACGGUGUCGCAUCGCCAGAGGAUGCUUGUCAACCGUAUAACCAUCGUGUCGUCGAGGUAUCACAAUCAUCUUUGUCGUUGGUGUCCGUUCAAUAUGGAGCAGUUCGUUCCCCGCCAAGUUUCACUGCGGUUCUCGUCGCUGGGAGACAACGUGGAAUGGGGAAACAGCGGCGCGAAUUGUUCGCGAGGUCGAGAUUCAAGCCCUAGUGGCAAUUCCGCAAUUCCUCUUUAUGACCAUGAAGCGAAUUUGACAAGUCAGGAGGAUAGGUCAUUUGUGCCUGGUCAUUUUGGGAAGAAGCACAAACAUGGUGAUGGUGAAGGACUCCAACAUGGAAGAAACAAGUUUUCAGAUAGUUUAAAGGGUUUGCCUUCGACCAAACCAUUUGAUAUAUGCCUAUCUGGAAGUAGAAGUUGUGUCAAACACACAGGUUCUUUGAAUGGGAAGAACAGUGGGAACUUGAAUACAAUGGGGCACAUUAAAGUGGAAGGGACAAAACAGAGAGUACUGAGGCCUGGGAUGGUUCUGCUUAAACAAUACAUGACCCUCAGCGAACAGGUUGAAAUAGUAAAGAAUUGUCGAGAUCUUGGUCUUGGCCCAGGCGGAUUUUAUCAGCCUGGUUUCCAAGGUGGAGGAAAACUUCAUCUGCAGAUGAUGUGUCUUGGUCUGAACUGGGAUCCUCAGACGAGAAAAUAUGAAGAUCGACGGCAUUUUGAUGGUUGUGAGCCACCUCGCAUUCCACAUGAAUUUAGUCUGUUGGUUAAAAGGGCAAUUCUAGAUGCACAUGCCCUUGUAAAGAAAGAGUGCAGAGUAAGCAAUGUAGAAGACAUACUACCUUCAAUGUCUCCAAACAUAUGCAUUGUCAACUUCUAUACUACCAGCGGAAAACUUGGUCUCCACCAGGAUCGUGAUGAAAGCAAUGAGAGUCUCUCUAUGGGAUUGCCCGUUGUCUCCUUAUCUGUAGGUGAUUCAGCGGAAUUCCUGUAUGGAGAUCAGAGGAAUGUGGACGAGGCAGAGAGAAUUGUUCUGGAAUCAGGAGAUGUUUUGAUUUUUGGUGGUAAAUCUAGACAUAUAUUUCAUGGUGUGCCAUCCAUUAUACAAAAGUCAGCUCCUAAGGCCUUGCUGGAAGAAAGUGGUCUUUGUCAAGGCCGUCUCAACCUUACCUUCAGACAGUCUUGAAGAACCUUUCAAUCAUACCACAGGUCAGGCAUUUGCUAGAAUUGCAUCAAUCCUUGUUAGGUAUUUUACCAUCACAGUCCAGCAGAAUUAUAUUAUACUUGAUUACUAUUUUGACCCAUUGAUGUCACUAUGAAUCGUUAGACUUCCCAUUUAUUUAUUCUUCGA
Messenger RNA from Alnus glutinosa, 1655 nucleotides. RefSeq lists its product as uncharacterized. Gene Ontology annotation, biological process: oxidative RNA demethylation. Gene Ontology annotation, cellular component: cytoplasm; nucleus. The record is from RefSeq and is a predicted model, not a curated record. Lineage: Eukaryota; Viridiplantae; Streptophyta; Magnoliopsida; Fagales; Betulaceae. The coding region runs from base 336 to 1490 and encodes 384 amino acids. The transcript is spliced from 4 exons. Gene Ontology annotation, molecular function: oxidative RNA demethylase activity; ferrous iron binding; broad specificity oxidative DNA demethylase activity.